This is a messenger RNA of Trichomonas vaginalis G3, 1359 nucleotides long. RefSeq lists its product as uncharacterized. Lineage: Eukaryota; Parabasalia; Trichomonadida; Trichomonadidae. The transcript has a single exon. Bases 1 to 1359 code for a protein of 452 amino acids. The record is from RefSeq and is a predicted model, not a curated record.
AUGGAAUGGCCUUUGCAAAUGGAUUUUGGCAAUAGAGUCAUUGUAAAUGGUCAUAUCUCACUUAGCGCAAAGAAUAAUGAAGUUUUAAUUACGUUUUUAAAUCAAGAUCGCAAAACAAUUUUAAUUGAUUCAUUAUCUCAACUGCAAACAAUCGAAUUUGAUGAUGCUGAUCCUCUUUUAAUGGAAUUAAAAGGUCAAAACAUAAAAAGAAAAUUUAAAUUAGAAAAUGAAACUGCAGUAUCAAGUAUAUGGAGUUAUUUUCAGCAAUAUUAUCGACUUAAACCAGCUCCAGGAAAUCAUAGAAUAUUUUCAAUUCUUCCUAAAACUCCAAAUCCAAAUCGAUCUCGCGGAAUUUUAUAUCAAGCUGUUAGAUCUAACUCAACACCUCUUGCAGAAGUGAAAUUUUCACAUACGGCUGAUGGAAUUACUAAUGAACUCAUUCGAGAAUCAAUCUCAGAAUUACAAAUCAUAGAUAUUGACGAAAAUAACUAUGAUAAAGUAUUUAGUAAUGGCAAAGUUAUAAAUGGAUACUCAGUCAGUGAACUUGAUGUAUCUCCAGCCUUUACAAUUGAGUUAUGGAGAAGAAUUUUAGGAAUUCAAGAGUGGCGCUUUGAAGAAUACUCAAAACUUAAAGCCCAAUUAGAUCCAGUUCUUACUGGCAAAGUAGAAGCCAAUGUUACACUUAAAAAAUUCAUUGAAACAUCAAAAAAUGAUUUACAAAAGAAAAUUUUCACAAUAGAAGGCGGGGAAGGUAUAGCUUUUAAUGCUUUACUUGCCUUCUUCUUAAAUAACUUCUGUACUGAUGAUUAUAUCCCAAGUAUGUCUCAUGUUGUGACAUUAUUUACGAAUUGCCUUUUGGCUGGAUCUGCAGGUGAAGAUAUGUUCUAUACUCAAUCUGGUGAUAAUAUAUCUGCUGAUCAAGCAAGUUCUAUUAUUUUUUCUUUAUUUGAUUCUUAUUAUUCAAAAACAUCGGGAAUUUUAUCAUCCUUGUUUGAUGAUACGUUGCAGUUAAUAAUGUUGUCGUCACCUUCUACUCAUGAAAUGAUUUCUAGUGCUAAUUUGGAAAAUUUUAAUUUUCUUAUUGACGAAGUUGGAUCUCUCUUCAUAAAAGGUAGGGACAUGGAAAAUUCUGUGCUUCUUAUGACAGCUGGUCUUUCAUCACCAUCGAUUCCUCAGUUUGUUCGAACAUUUUUAGCAUCUUCCUUUAUUUUGCUGCAUAAUCGUCUUGCUGAAAUAGUUGAAGAGCAGCCAUCCCUAUUUUGUGAUACAUAUAUCAGACUUCUUCAAACAGUCAACGUUAGAUUAUUGCUGCAUAACGCGCAUCUAAUGUCAGACUUUGAAAAUGAAGCUGAUAAAUAG